Molecule: messenger RNA, 1659 nt
Organism: Striga hermonthica
Lineage: Eukaryota; Viridiplantae; Streptophyta; Magnoliopsida; Lamiales; Orobanchaceae
Source: the annotation of a GenBank genome assembly
AUGGAUCCCAUCCGCCUCAAUUCCACACACAACAACGUCUUCACCGGCCCCUUCCCUUCUCCCGCUUCCAUCUGCUCACCUCAACUGACCGAAGUCUUGGAUUUCUCCUUGAACCAGUUGACAGGCCCGGUGCCCCCGGGCCUCGGCUCCCAUUGUUCUAACCUUCAAGUAUUCCGGGCCGGUUUCAAUUUCCUCUCCGGACAGCUUCCCGGUGACCUUCACCUCGCGAAAUCCCUCACCCAACUCUCCCUGCCCAACAACCGGUUAUCGGGCCCCAUCACCCAAACUAUUCUUAGCCUUUCCAAUCUGAAAAUCCUGGAGCUCCACGUGAACGAGCUGUCGGGCGAGAUCCCCCGUGACAUCGGCCUGCUUUCCAACCUCGAACAGCUUCAGCUCCACACCAACAACCUAUCCGGGACCCUGCCCCCGUCCCUUGCCAGCUGUCCCAACCUCACCACCCUUCUCCUCAGGAACAAUCGCCUAACCGGACAAAUCUUAGACCUCGACUUCUCCAGGCUCCAGAACCUCCAGGCUGUCGACCUCGGGAACAACACCCUCUCUGGGAAUAUUCCAGCAAGCCUCUGCCUGUGCCGCUCUUUGACGGCAAUCCGGCUGGCGUACAACCAGCUGACGGGCCAGGUCCCCCCGUGCAUGGCCUCCCUCAAGUCCCUAGCCCACCUCUCCCUUUCGGACAACUACCUGUCAAACGUCAAUGGGGCCCUCAGGAUUCUAAGGCACUGCGACAAUUUGGCCGUCCUCUUCCUGUCGAGGUGCUUUAAGGAUGAAUUGAUGCCGGAUCUUUUGCAUCUCGAUGGCUUCCGGAACCUUCAGAUCUUCACCCUCGGAGGGUGCGGGCUUUCGGGCCAGAUCCCAUCCUGGAUCUCCAAGCUCAGGAGGCUCAAGGUUCUGAACCUGUCCUACAACCGGAUUACGGGGCCCAUCCCAACCUGGCUGGCCGACAUGCCCAGCUUGUUCGUGUUGAACCUUACCAAGAACAGCCUCACGGGCGGGCUUCCGCAAGAAUUCGGCCACAUGCCGGCUCUCAUCUCAGACAACACGAGCUCCGACUUGAGCUACCUGGCACUGCCGUUUUUGUUCGAUGCCCUUCAGUACAACCGUUUGUUCAACCUGCCGAGAGGAUUGAAAGUGGGGAACAACAGUCUGGGAGGGAGUAUCCCACCGGAGAUAGGUCGGCUGGUGCUUCUCCACGUGCUGGAGCUCAGCAACAAUGGAUUCAACGGGAGCAUACCUGACCAGCUCUCGGGGCUUGUCAAUCUUGAAAAACUGGACAUGUCUGGAAACCAUCUGACUGGGCAGAUCCCGGAGUCAUUCACGCGUCUCCACUUUUUAUCCACGUUCAGUGUGGCGAAUAAUGAUUUGCAAGGGGAGAUUCCUAUAGGGGGACAGUUUGAUACAUUCCCAGCAGCCUCAUUUGUCGGGAAUCCCAAACUGUGUGGGGACGUGCUUCAAAGGAGUUGUCCGGUGGUGGUGGGGCCAAUGGAAGAUGAGCCCGAUGAUGAUGAUGAUGGUUCAUCGUCCAAGAUCCCGUUUGGGGCUGGCUAUUUGGUCGGUUUUUUGGCCGUCAGCGUCACUUGGGUGUUCCAUUGUUCAUGCAAAAGUGCCUCUGGCAGUCACGAAGAAACUGGGAGUUUUGGGUAG